GAGGACCACAACUAGCUCUAGCGUUGGAAACGUGACAGGCCGACAUGACCUGAUUCUAUCGGCCGUUGCAACUUGCAAGGAAGGAGCCAGUCUCAUGUUUCUAUCCUUUCAUGUGCACCUUAGCUCCCUAGGCAUCAUCUAUUUGCCUGCAGUCUGUAGAGCACUGCUCAGUGAAGCUUAUGUGGAUGGUCAUUCCUGCUAGACAGGAAAGAGCUUGGGGUCCAUGGCUAGCGUAACCCUGCAGCCAAACCCUUUCCAUCCAUAGAUAGAGGGGAACGAAAACUCAAGGAGCAACACCAGCAGGAGCAGUGGUCGGUCCUAACACAACCGCCACGAUGCUGUCUAUUCUUCGGAAGGCGAGGCUCAAGGACAAGGAGCUCCGGAUCUUGAUGCUGGGCCUCGACAACGCUGGGAAAACCACCAUCGUCAAGAAGAUCAUGGGCGAGGAUGUCAACACCGUCAGCCCGACCCUAGGAUUUAUCAUCAAGACGAUCGACUAUGAGGGCUACAAGCUCAACAUCUGGGACGUCGGCGGCCAAAAGACGCUCAGGUCUUACUGGCGCAACUACUUUGAGAAGACGGACGCUCUGAUCUGGGUCGUCGACGCGACCGACCGCCAGAGAAUCGACGACUGCCGCGUGGAGCUCGCAGGUCUGCUCCAGGAGGAGCGGCUGUCGGGUGCCAGCCUUAUGGUGUUUGCAAACAAAACAGACGUCAACGGCUGCAUGGAGAGAGGCGGGAUAGUUCAGGCACUGCAACUUGACGAGAUCAGGACCCAUCAAUGGAAUCUGCUGGAGUGCAGUGCAAUGACGGGCCAGAACCUGGACAAGGGCCUAGCCUGGGUGGUUGAGGAUGCAAAAGCUAGGCUGUUUUUGUACUGAUGUAUAGUAGACAUAUCGCAUUUACUUUUUAGAUGCCGUCAUGAUUCUUCUCACGGCAAGCACACCAGAAAUCAGAGAAUGCAGCCUGUGAGCGUUCACCACUAGCAUUGAAUGGGCGACG
This is a messenger RNA of Gaeumannomyces tritici R3-111a-1, 1002 nucleotides long. RefSeq lists its product as hypothetical. The transcript has 6 exons. Gene Ontology annotation, cellular component: microtubule cytoskeleton; cytoplasm. The record is from RefSeq and is a predicted model, not a curated record. Bases 336 to 881 code for a protein of 181 amino acids. Gene Ontology annotation, molecular function: GTPase activity; GTP binding. Gene Ontology annotation, biological process: protein folding. Lineage: Eukaryota; Fungi; Ascomycota; Sordariomycetes; Magnaporthales; Magnaporthaceae.